Podarcis muralis (Common wall lizard) is the source of this 3004-nucleotide messenger RNA. It is a transcript of the gene CCDC117, whose product is annotated as coiled-coil domain containing 117. The record is from RefSeq and is a predicted model, not a curated record. NCBI's taxonomy places the organism in Eukaryota, Metazoa, Chordata, Lepidosauria, Squamata, Lacertidae.
CCCAGGAUCCGCGCACGGCCGCCCUCCCUGCGCCGCCGCAGCAGCAGCAGCCAGAAGCGCCGCCUGGACGGGGAGCCCGACGGCUGCCCGGAGGCCAAGAAGAGGCUGGCGGAGGCGGUGCCUGCCUUGGGAGAGUGGCUCCUUGUCGCGGGCCAGACGUGCAGCCCGGGACUCUCUCCGCAGGGCCAGAGUCACCUGCCUGGUCCGCUGGACGUUCCCUGGGAAGAGAUGGAGCAGUCGGCGGGGGAGCUGCAGUGCGAGGCGGCCCGCAGGAAGCUGCAGGAGAUCGAGGACAGCUUUAUAUUUGAAAGAAAAGAAUUCAUAUCCCUUUCUGUUGCUAGAAUAAUUGACGAGGAUGAAGAAGAUGAGAGCGCCCUUCCGGCAGGAGGUGUCUGCACCCUUCCCACCUUGGUUCUUUCUGACACCCUGAAAACAGGACUGAAGAGGGAUUACGAAGGAGACCUGACAAGGCAAAUGAUCGAGUCCAUGAGCCGCCCCUCCAUGGAGCUGGUGCUUUGGAAGCCUCUCCCAGAGUUCCUCACUGAAAGGACGCCUGUUUCUGUGAAAAACUUCAAGCCACUGAUCACAGGAAGAUGCCCCACGAAGCCAGCAGCCCAAAAAGUAGCUGCCUUUUGCCCACAGACGGCAGAGUUUCCUGAGGAGCCUCAGCAAGAGGAGAUGCCUUCGGCCCUCUAUGGCCCCCUGGGGCGCCCUGCAGGUGCAGACGAAGAGAUGGAGUUGUAGGCAAAGAAGAAGGGGCUGAGGCAGAGUUCUCCAGACAUGCUGAGACUGGACUGCUGGGGAGGGGACUGUGAGGACCAUAAAGAGUCUAGGGUGGAAUAGUAACAUGUCUGGAACAUGGAGCAGAAGACGCUUUCAGAGUCCUUGUAAAGAAACGUGAUGGGUAGGGUUUGUAUUUUUCCUUUUGGGUGUGACUUUUUUCUUCCCUUUUCAUGGAGUAAAAGUCAGGAGCUGACAGUGUAGUUCUGGCUCAGACCACCCUCUAUGCCCACUAAGCUACAAGUGUUGUUCUGUUUGGAACUUCAGUGGAGGAUUUUCACCUGCUUUAAAAGGAGAGUCUCAAUCUUGAGUGUUUGCCUGCGUUCGCUUUCACUGCUGCUCCUUGAGCCGUGUGGCUUAAGUGUUGCUGUGAGGAAAGGGAGGAAAGGGCACCUUGCAGGCAUCCUUGCCGGCUCAAGUGUGGCCUAGAAAUUGUCAAGAGGUGGGGCGGGAUAGAGGCCAAGCCACAGAGCUGGCUGCAGGCCUUAGCUUUGAGUCAAGAGCCAUUUCUGUUGGCUGACUCCUGCUUACUCUCCCCUUCCUCCCAAAGAUUGCUCAUUGGGUUGAGGGUGUCAGGACACAGUUGAUGGCUUUGGGCCAACCAUUCCCAAAACCAAUGUCAUACAAGUAUCAGCCUGCCCAAAACAGCAGCUUUAACGUUCAUUUCACCUUGUGCCUGAAUCUGAGCCAUGGCUGGUGCUGCCAGUCCUCCAGUGACAACUGUCUGAAUGCCAUAGAACACAAAGUUGCUUUCCUCUGGAACGAUACCUCGUGUCUUUAUUCAGAAAAGCCAUUUCCUGGCUGCCAGGAAGCUACAAAAUGGUCCUUUCCUAAAUCUAGAAUUACCAGGAAGGGCAGUAUCAGCAAAACAUCCUCACCUGAAAGACUUUAAAACCACACUCAUUUCCCCCUGUUCUUGCUUCAUUUCCUGGAUGGUCACUUGAGUUUAUGUAUAUGUCCUUUUUGUUGGUGUGUUUUUUAAUUUUUAUUAAUCCUCCCUGCCCACACUCCUUGUCUUCUUCAAAACGUUAGAACAAUUGUACCUAAACAUUUACAUCUUAAUUCAGAGUAGAAACCCUGUGCAUCCACCCCCCAAUCUUGUUAAGACUAAACUGUCACCUGCAGCCAGCAGGGCUAGUGGUCAAGAGACUGGAGAUGUAGCCUGGCAACAACUGGUGGGAAAAGCAUUUAUCCCAUUGUUAUUUUCCUUUUUGGUAGUCCUCUACAUGCAAGCAGAAGUGGCUUUUAAACUGCCCAAGUUUCAGAGGAUGGAGGGAAGGACACAAAGCGGUUAGAACCUGCUGGUCCCCACUCUGGUAGCAUGUUGAAGGGCCUCCACAGCUGAUGUGAGAAGACGGUGAAGGCAAAUGUCUGGCUCUGGCAUUGGGUCUUCCAUUGGCCCACAUCCUUGGAAGUCAGAAGGAGUGAGUGGUGGUUCUUUUUCAGAUGUUGCAGUUACCAUUCAUGCUGGCUAAAUGCUGUUUAAUGAAGACUACUUCUGUUGGUGGAAGGAUAAAAUAGGUAUAUAAAGAAAGAAUUCCUGAAUGCCACGAUCCAGGUUUGGGCAAGUAUUCCAUGGUGAGGACACAAGCAAAGUGUGGGAAUACAGACCUUUAGAAUAUGCCCUUGUGUGUUCUAAAGGACAACACAUUUGGUAAGCUUAAAAUUGUCUAAAACUCUCCAAAGGUCAGAUUCAUGUGCUUUUCCGUACAGCAACAGCAUUCAGAAAGUUGCACAGGCUGUAAAACUUGGCUUUCUUACAAAGUGGUGAAAGUUCCUAAAUUAUUGGUAUAGGAACUCAAGGGAGGUUUGUUAGAGCCAUGCGGCUAAGCUGGAACACAUGCUGAGCUUUUCAGGGGGCGAGGCGGACAAAGACUUGAUUAUCUACUGUCUCAAGGUGAGCUAAGCCUGGCAGGACAGCUUAUGUAAGCAUGUUGGUUAUGAGGCUGCUUAUCCCACAAAUACUGGUGAGAGAUGGGGAAUUCUUCUGAUUCCAGAAGUAAAUAGAUCCAGAUCACUUUAAUUUAUUUUCCAAUUCAUUUUUGUCAUUGAGACCUGUCUCUGCUUCCUCACAGGAAAACAGUGCCACACAAGUAUAGCUCAGAGGGGGAGUUCUCUGAGUGUGUUUGCUGGUCCGUCCGUUUGAAAUAAGCAACAUUGGAUUGUGGUCUGUCUUUGGUUGGACCAAUUUGUAUGUCAAUAAACUUUUUUAACGUUUGUAGUA